AUGUGGUCGUCGGACGAGGCGGCGCCGCGCAUGUACUUCAUCCCGUUCCCGACGCCGGGCCACGCGCUGCCGAUGUCGGACCUGGCCCGCCUCUUCGCGUCCCGCGGCGCCGACGCCACCCUCGUCCUCACGCACGCCAACGCCGCCAGGCUCGGCGGCCCAGUCGCCCGCGCGGCCGCCUCGGGCCUCCGCAUCCGCGUCCACGCGCUCCGGCUGCCUGCUGAGGCAGCCGGGCUCAGGGGCGGGCACGAGAGCGCCGACGACCUCCCCACCCGCGAGGACGCGGGCCCGUUCGCCGUCGCCGUGGACCUCCUCGCGCCGCUGUUCGCCGACCUCCUGCGCCGCCACCCCGCCGACGCGGUCGUGUUCGACGGCGUCCUGCCGUGGGCCGCCACCGCCGCGCCCGAGCUCGGCAUCCCGCGGUACGCCUUCACCGGCACGGGCUGCUUCGCGCUCUCGGUGCAGCGGUCCCUGCUCCUCCACACACCGCAGGAGCGCGUCGCGUCGCCCACCGAGCCGUUCCUCGUGCCGGGGCUCCCGGACGCGGUGCGGCUCACCAGGUCGAGGCUCGCCGAGGCGACGCUCCCCGGCGCGGACUCGCGGGAGUUCAUGAACCGCAUGUUCGACAUCGAGCGCGCCACGGCCGGCUGGGUCGUCAACUCCUUCGCCGGCCUCGAGGAGAGGUACAUGGAGCACUACGAGAAGGACACCGGGAAGCCGGUGUUCGCCGUCGGGCCGGUCUGCCUCGUCAACGGCGACGGCGACGACGUCCUAGAGCGCGGCCGAGGCGGGGAGACGGGUGCCGCCGCGGAGGCCGCGCGCGUGCUGGGCUGGCUCGACACGAAGCCCGCCCGGUCGGUGGUGUACGUCUGCUUCGGCAGCCUCACCCGCUUCCCGCGCGAGCAGGUGGCCGAGCUCGGCAUGGGACUCGCCGACUCCGGCGCGAACUUCGUCUGGGUGAUCGGGGAUAAGAACUCUCCGCCGCUCCCCGACGUGGCGGCAGCAGCGGGGGGCCGCGGGCUGCUGGUCAGGGGGUGGGCGCCGCAGGUGGCCGUGCUGAGGCAUGCAGCGGUGGGCGCGUUCGUGACGCACUGCGGGUGGGGCGCGGUGACUGAGGCGGCGUCGGCUGGAGUCCCCGUGGUGGCGUGGCCGGUGUUCGCGGAGCAGUUCUACAACGAAGCGCUGGUGGUGGGAGUCGCCGGCACGGGCGUCAGCGCCGGCGCGGAGAGGGGGUACGUGUGGGGAGGCGAGGAGCUGGGCGGGGUGGUGGUGGGCAGGGAGAAGGUGGCGGAGAGGGUCCGCGCGGCAAUGGCGGACGAGGGGCUGAGGCGGAGGGCAGGAGAGAUGGGGGAGCUCGCGCGGCGGGCGGUGGAGGUGGGAGGGUCGUCGUACAAGGCCGCUGGGGCGUUGCUGGAUGAUGUGCUACGCCGGCGAUCGACGACACGGGGGCUGACGAGGGGAGGCGGCGCGUCCUGA
Messenger RNA from Lolium rigidum, 1476 nucleotides. Its product is annotated as UDP-glucose flavonoid 3-O-glucosyltransferase 7-like. Gene Ontology annotation, molecular function: UDP-glycosyltransferase activity. The transcript has a single exon. NCBI's taxonomy places the organism in Eukaryota, Viridiplantae, Streptophyta, Magnoliopsida, Poales, Poaceae. The record is from RefSeq and is a predicted model, not a curated record. The coding region runs from base 1 to 1476 and encodes 491 amino acids.